Molecule: messenger RNA, 273 nt
Organism: Gongylonema pulchrum
Lineage: Eukaryota; Metazoa; Nematoda; Chromadorea; Rhabditida; Gongylonematidae
Source: the annotation of a GenBank genome assembly
AUGAGGUCGCUGCUGCUGCUGCUUCUGCUGCUCGUGAUGGCUUGUGGUGUUGCACUGAAAAGGCCCUACGAUGAAUACCUGAUUGCGGAAGGUGCGGAAGCGAAACGUGCCCGACAUACCCAGGCGCAUUGCUCACCGUUUCGAGCCCAAAUGGGUACCAUUGCAGCAUCGUUGCCAAGUUCCGGUCCCGCUUCUGCUUUGAUGCAUCUCCGAGACCCGAAGACCGAGACGAACGUAAACGACAUUUUGAUGGAAAUUUAUGCUUUUAUAUAA